CAUCAUGUGACGCUCCUAGUUCUCAACGCGGCCAACAUAAAAAUAAAUGCAGCCAUAAUUUUAACUCAUCUAAAUAUUUAUUUCCUAAAUAUUUACAGUAAUUGGAAUUGAAAGUCUCAAAUGUCCAGCUGAUUGAUAAACAGUAAAUUAAGUAAACAAAAUAUCAUAAUAGCCUCUAAAAUAUUUUAUUUUUUUACUGCGAUUCAAAUUUUUAUACUUCGUUGGAGAUAAAAAUUAUUAUUUUUUACAACUAAGCAAUUACACAACAAAUGAAUAAAAUAUUUCACUAUGGAUCUCGCAGUUGCAAAUAAAACUAGAAGCGGCCUAAAUGAUCGCAGCGAAUCUGGUCAUGAAAUGAUGAAAAAACAACUCUCGGAACUGGGCAUGUAUGAAGAGGGAAUGUCUUUUAAAGAAAUGAAAGACACUCUUACAGUUAUCGAUAAUUCAAAACAAUCAGUCGAGGAAAAUUCAAUUACAUUUUCAUCACAACCUGAAUUGAAUGAUUCAUCUCAGUCAUCAUUGUCAUUGUUUGAUUAUACGCCAAAAAAAAAGAAAAGUCAAGAUUCAAAUCAGGAAGUCGAAACUGAUGACCAAGAAUUGUCGACGGAGAAUCAUAAGGGAUUCCAUAAUAAAACAGAUCAAAAACCACCAUUGCACCCACGUCCUCGAUCUCCGAGUCCUGAUGAAGACAGAGAGUUGAACUGCUCUCGCUUAUCAGAUCCUCAUAAGUCAAAAGCGUCGGCUAGUACGAAUAAUCCAGAAGAUAGUUCUCGAUUUUCAGACUGUAAAAUACUGGAUGAUGUUCCCUCAAAAUCGAAACUCUCGACAAAAUUUCGACAAAAAUUUGAUACGAACAAUGGAAUUCCGCAUAUUUUAAAUGAAACCUUAGAUAAGCAGCGUGCAACUCUAAAUAAAAUGGCAAUUAUGUGGCAUAGUUAUAAUUCUAAAUCGGACUGUGAUGAAAUUCAAUGGGGGUCACCCAUUAAGGUAGAGACAGCUAAUGGAAGCUUGGAUAAGAAACCUUAUGUGCCGUCAGAUGAAGAUCUUGAAAUAUUUGAACCGAAAAAUACGGAAAGAACAUCUGCUUAUGCUGGACUCCGACCACGAGUUGCUUCAAAAAAUAAUGAAUCAAAUUUCGAUGAGGAUGACGAUGAUGAUGAAUAUUUACUCCAAAAGCGUAAAAAAACAACUUUCGUUUCUAGACCGCCAAUAAAGAGACGUGUUACUAAUAAGGCGAAAAAACAGCAAUCACAAGAACCUAGUACAGAACAAGAAAAUAAUUUGCUUCGGACAAAUUCAAUUGAUCCCGAAGUUCAGUCGAAUCCACGCAAACGGUUAGCAAAGUCUCCAACUCCAGAAUACCCUGAGCUUUGUCAAUUAAAAAAAUCUAACGUACCAAGUCAAUCAUCGAGUUCGCCAAAGCCCGUGAGGGAAAUUUCAAAUAAUUAUCAAUCAAGGAAAGAAAACGCGUCUCCUUUAAACAGUAAAAAAGAUCAAGUACCAAAUAAAGUAUCUAGAGGUUUAAAUCCCAUUGAAAUAGAAUCCAUGAUAACGGAUGAUGAAGAUGAAGUGGUACCAAGUUCUCAACCAUGCGAGAAAACUACCGACCGCUUAAACAAAUCGAAUGCAUAUUUGCAGCAACACAAAAGUCUUGAAGAGAAAAAGGAAGAAGAAGAUGAAAAAUGGAAGAGAAUGUUAAUGGCUAAAAAAGAACGUGAGCAAGAAGAGCGGCUGCAGGCUCGGCUUAAAGAUGCAGCUGCGAUGUCAUUGAAACGUGAGAUGGAAGAAAAAAAAGAACAAAAUCAGAAAAGUAAAUACCAAAAUUUGAAAGCCAAGUCUAAAUGGUCGUCUUCGAGAAACGAAUUGGAAUCUCAAGACUUACAGAAUAAACACAUAAUACUCGACAGUCCAGAUAAAGAGUCACUUAAUAUGGUUAGCGAAGAAAUUAUAACUUCGGAUGAAGAUAACCAGAGUAAGUCUACUAAAGGGAACGUCGAAUGCCCGCUUUGUAAUAAGUACUUUACUCCAAAUGAAAUUGAGACUCAUGCUGAUGAAUGCGCCACAAUGUCUGAUAGUAUACAUCAGGAAAGUAUCAAUCAGAAUAAAGCAGAUGCUGAACUCGGGAAAGCUCUGCUAUCUCAAAAGGUACUGUCGUGUCAACAAUGUCAAAAAUUUGAGACACGUGAUCCAAAAAUGUUUGAAAAACAUUGUUCUUAUGAAUGUGAGAAAAAUUUUGAUGACCAAGUCACUGUAAAAGAUAAAAAAGUAACAAAUAUCACUACAAUUAAGUCUGCAGAAUCAACAUCUGAUCAGUCAACUCGAAAAAGAAAACGUUGGUUUAAAAUGAAAUAUUUACAAUUGUUGUUAAUUUUCGAUAUUGUUACGCACUUAAUGUGUAGUGACUUGAAUUUUCAGUGGUAUGCAAAUGUAAAUAAUUUUGGUUCUUUUGUUACGAUUCCUGUUGAAUCUUACACUUUUCUUGAAGAGCAACAUUACAUUAACAAUACAUUUUCUGACGCGAAUGAUGUCAAAAACCGAUGGAUCGCAAACAGCACUUUUCUGUGUGAAAAUAAAUUCCCUUCAACAUCGAAAAUGCUUCAAGCCCAGAGACUUCUAAUUAUUUUUCAUGGGAUCGACACUUUCGCAAAAAUCAAACUUAAUGAUCACGAAGUAGGAAAAACUGAUAAUAUGUUCACACGAUAUGUUUUCGACAUCAAAGACUACAUAGUUAAUGAUACGAAUUCAAAUAAUAAAUUAAUGGUAACCAUUGAAUCUCCUAUAAAGUUUGCAAAUGCUAUGUAUGAUAAUCAUAGUAAAGAUUAUAUAGUUUAUCCGAAAUGUGUUCCGAAAACAUAUCAUGGCGAAUGUCAUGUUAACCAUAUACGUAAAAUGCAAGCAAGCUUUGGUUGGGACUGGGGUCCCGCUAUUCCUUCCAGUGGAAUUUGGCGUGAUGUCGAGCUUGUAGUUGUCAAUGAUGUUGUAAUUAUAGAUCAUACGAUAGAUUUAUAUCAAGUUAAUGAUACGAACUGGAAAAUUUACGCUACUGUGCUUCUUGAAACUGCGCAAAAUCCAAAGUAUCCUAUUCAAUGUGAAUUAUCAGUAAUUUUAAAGAUUAACGAUUCUUAUGUUAUCAAUUCAACUAAAAUUGAAGUGAUGAACAAUCAAACACAUUCUGUAUCAUUAGACGUUCGUGAGGCUGAUAUUCUGCGUUGGUGGCCAAAUGGAUAUGGUUCUCAAAUUCUUUAUAAUAUAACAACAAAGUUAAAAACAGAAAGCGGCACACAAAUUCGUAAAAAGCGUAUUGGUUUCAGAACAGUAGAACUAGUGCAAGAGCCUUUAACAAAAGGUCUAAGUUUCUAUUUUCGCAUCAACAACAUUCCAAUUUUCGCAAAAGGCAGUAAUUUCAUACCGACAAAUAUCUACCCUAGUAAAUCAUCGAACCGAACCUACGUAAGAUAUCUUCUGGAGUCUGCGAAACAAGUCAAUAUGAACAUGCUUCGAGUGUGGGGAGGCGGAGUAUACGAGUCGGAUUUUUUUUAUGACUUAGCUGACGAAUUAGGUCUGAUGAUCUGGCAAGAUUUCAUGUUCGCUUGCGCCAUGUAUCCAACUACUCCAGAGUUUUUGAAUUCUGUAAGAGAGGAAGUGAAACAAAAUGUCUGGAGACUUAAAUCUCACCCAUCAAUCGUCAUCUGGGCAGGGAAUAAUGAAAAUGAAGCAGCGUUAUAUGGUAACUGGUAUGGUACUGGAUCAAAACCAGUUUAUAAAAGUGAUUAUAUUGAACUGUACGUAACUGUAAUUAAAUUCGAAGUCGAGAAGUUGGAUUUCACUCGCCCUUUUGUCGUAUCAAGUCCAAGCAAUGGAGCCUGGGCAGAUCAGAACGGAUGGAUCGGAACAGAUCCAUAUUCGCCUCUCUAUGGAGAUAUUCAUUAUUACAAUUAUUUAUCUAAUGGCUGGGACAUUAAUAUUUAUCCCAAACCUCGAUUUUCAUCAGAAUAUGGGUUUCAAUCACUACCAUCAAUUUACGCCUUAAAAUCUAUGGCGGAAAGUUUAAAAGAUUUAAGUUUAAAUUCUGAAUUUUUAGAACAUCGUCAACAUUUACCCGGUGGAAAUGAGCUCAUGACGUCGUUGAUAGAAAAAAACUUCAGACUUCCUCAAAGCAAUGAUCCGCUCCAAGAUUUUGAAAAUUACAUAUAUUUGAGUCAAAUAAAUCAAGCGCAAUCUGUGAAGGUACAGACAGAGUCAUACCGUCAAGCAAAGAGUCACGUCAACGAUUCUGGCGAAGGCAAAACAAUGGGUGCGCUUUAUUGGCAACUGAAUGACGUCUGGCCCGCACCUUCGUGGUCGUCGAUUGACGACGGAGGUCGUUGGAAGAUACUUCAUAAUUAUGCCAAGGAUUUCUUCGCUCGGAUCAUCAUUAGCCCAAGAUUAUCACCGAUUGACGACCUAACAAUUUUCAUUGUUUCUGACGAAUUACAUCCAAGAUUCAAUUGUUCAGUCGAGAUUAACGUCCACAAAAUUUGGGAAACCGGGUCGGAUAUUUUCACUCAGAAAUUCGAUAACGUUACGAUUGAAGCAAAUGCGGCCUAUGAAUUGAUGAUGAUAAACCUUGAGGAGGUUCUUAAGAUUGCGACUUGCGGCGACACUUUUUAUGAAGCAAAGAAGAAAUGUAUCGUUGAAUUUUAUUUGAAAAACGAAUUCGGGGAACUAGUAGCGCCUGCUAAUUAUCUCUAUCCUUCUUCUCCAAAAAAUUUUGAUUUACCAGCGUGUGAAAUGACCGUUUCUUUCAAUUCUACUGAUUACGCUGCUACGAUUCAAUCCCGUUGCAUUCAACUGUUUGUAUGGUUCGAUUUUCCAGGUUAUCUUCCUGGAAGAUUUUCAGAAAACGGCUUCCAUGUGUUGAAAAGCGUGAAAGAAGUUAAGUUUUAUCCGGGCAAUUUAUCAUUUGACUUGACGAAAUUUAUUCGCCACGUAAAAGUUGUUAGUUUAGCUCAAAUAUAUGAGACCCCACAGCCGCUCAAUACAAUUUGCAUCGACUGCCUCACUCUCUGAAUAAACAUAUUUAUAUUUAAUUAAAAUUAUAAUGGGUAUCUAAGCAUAAAUUAAAAUGAAGCUUACACCAAAAAGUAAAUUUCAUAAUGAUUAUAAAUUUCUAAAAUAAUCAAAAUUACUAAAACUAUGAAAACAGCACCGAGUAUCAAGUAGAUCGAAUUCAUCGUGCAGUAAUUUUACUUACAAAUUUCGUAAUUUAAAAAAUUGAAAAAUUUUUCAUUGGUUAUGGUAAAAAUUUCAAAUAUUUACAAACAAUUUUGUUAAUGGCAAGGUUAAUGUGGCCCAGCACCUAACCUCACAAAAUUUAUGUUUUCAACUGCUCACAGGUGUCUCUACCUGUUGAUUGAACAGUAAAACUUAAUCCAAUAAUCCAGAAAAAGGAUUUAAUUUAAGGAAAGAUCUAAUGUAAUUUCACGUAGAAAUCCAUUGCGAACUGAUACACCAGGUCUCUUUGCACAUACAGCUUGCUAUCAAAAGUCUUUUAUUAUAGUAGGUUGUACUUUUUGGAACUCAAUUCCAUUUGAAAUUACGUCAUCAGAAUCAUUAGAUUUAUUUCGUCAAAGAUGCCUUAAUUAUAAACUAUAAAUUUAAGCUUUUUCACUGCAUGUAUUAAUUAUUUUGUAUAUGAUCGAAAGAAAUCAAACCUUACGAUUGAAAAUAAAAUAAAAAAAAAUCUUUGU
Molecule: messenger RNA, 5729 nt
Organism: Microplitis demolitor
Lineage: Eukaryota; Metazoa; Arthropoda; Insecta; Hymenoptera; Braconidae
Gene: beta-Man
Product: beta-mannosidase
Exons: 11
Coding region: 289-5049 (1586 amino acids)
Biological process (GO): carbohydrate metabolic process; glycoprotein catabolic process; DNA repair
Molecular function (GO): beta-mannosidase activity; DNA binding
Source: RefSeq, a predicted model, not a curated record